This is a messenger RNA of Trichomycterus rosablanca, 814 nucleotides long. RefSeq names its product cellular repressor of E1A-stimulated genes 1 (gene creg1). The coding region runs from base 50 to 643 and encodes 197 amino acids. The record is from RefSeq and is a predicted model, not a curated record. The transcript is spliced from 4 exons. Lineage: Eukaryota; Metazoa; Chordata; Actinopteri; Siluriformes; Trichomycteridae.
CUCCAGUACAUAACAUGAGGUUUGUUGACAUGUGCGGCAGGACGAUAAGAUGACCGCCGCGGUGUUGCUGCUCUGUCUGGCCCUGAUGGCCGCUCCGGCGAGCUUGUGGAAGAUCCCUCCGCAUGAGGAGGUGGCGAAAAUGGCGCGCUUCGUGGUAAACCAGUGUGACUGGGCGUCCAUGGCCACUGUCUCCACUCACGAUCCGGUGAAGGGGCAGCCGUUCUCUAACGCCUUCUCAAUCAGUGAUGGAGCGGUGGGCAGCGGGACUGGCAUCCCCUACAUGUACCUGACCCACAUGGAGAUCUCAGUGCAGGAUCUACAGGUGAACUCGCAGGCCUCCCUGUCUGUGUCUCUGGCACAAACUCACUUCUGUAAGCACAAGGGUUAUGACCCCCAGAGCCCACUGUGUGCCCACAUCAUCCUGUCUGGAUCUGUACAGGAGGUAAACGGUACAGAAGCUGAAUUUGCGAAAGCGGCUCUGUUCAGCAGACACCCUGAAAUGAUUGACUGGCCGGUUGACCACAACUGGUUCUUUGCUAAAAUGAACAUCACUCAGGUGUGGGUGCUGGAUUACUUUGGUGGGGUGAAGAUGGUGUCUCCUGAUGAUUACUACAAAGCCACACCGUAUAAGAAACACCACUGAGGUGUUAUACAGUGGCUCUGAUUCGAGAAGACUCUGAGAUCUGUGGGAUUUUUAAAAAAGUGGCUCCAUGUAAUGACCGAAAUGUUUGGAAAACUGAAAUAUUUUAUAAGAUUUUAGCAGUUUUAUACAAGUGCUUGAGCAACUUUAAAGUAAUAAAAAUAAAUAACCAUA